CUUGCCGACCACCGUUGUGUAUUCGGAUUUUUGUAUUUGAGUAUACACUUUUUUUCGGCAGUCCUGUUCAUUGAUUUUUCGCUUUCCAAUUGGAAAGUUGGGACACAGAAUCCCCGAGAGAUAAGCACAGAUUCCAAAGAUCUCCGAAAACAUGUCGGAGGCGGCAGUUCCGGCGAGCAAUGCCAAUGCGAAUGCCACUGAAAAGAUGGCAAGUUUGGUCCGAGAGGCGGAAAACCUGAAGACCAAGCUGGAGGAGGAGCGUCAGAAGCUGAAUGAUGUGAACUUGUCGAAUAUCGCCGAACGGCUGGAGCAGAUCGCCUAUGUGAACAUCAAGCCGCGCAAAGUGCUCAAGGGUCACCAGGCGAAGGUCCUGUGCACCGACUGGAGUCCCGACAAGCGUCACAUCAUCUCCUCGUCGCAAGACGGUCGGCUGAUUAUCUGGGAUGCGUUCACCACGAACAAGGAGCACGCCGUUACCAUGCCCACAACCUGGAUCAUGGCCUGUGCCUACGCUCCAUCGGGAAAUUUCGUAGCUUGCGGUGGACUGGACAACAAGGUCACCGUGUAUCCGAUCACUUCGGAUGAGGAGAUGGCUGCCAAGAAGCGGACAGUGGGCACCCACACCAGCUACAUGUCGUGCUGUAUUUACCCGAACUCGGAUCAGCAGAUCCUCACGGGCAGCGGUGAUUCCACCUGCGCCCUGUGGGACGUGGAGUCGGGUCAGCUGCUCCAGAGUUUCCACGGGCAUUCCGGGGAUGUGAUGGCCAUCGAUCUGGCUCCCAACGAAACCGGCAACACCUUCGUCUCCGGCAGUUGUGAUCGCAUGGCUUUCAUCUGGGACAUGCGCUCUGGUCAUGUGGUGCAGUCCUUCGAGGGCCAUCAAUCGGAUGUGAAUAGCGUCAAGUUCCAUCCUUGCGGCGAUGCCAUUGCCACGGGAUCCGAUGACAGCAGCUGUCGGCUGUACGACAUGCGGGCGGAUCGCGAGGUGGCUGUUUUCGCCAAGGAGAGCAUUAUAUUUGGUGUGAACUCAGUGGACUUUUCGGUCAGUGGAAGGCUGCUGUUUGCUGGCUACAACGAUUACACCGUCAACUUGUGGGACACCCUGAAGUCCGAGAGGGUUUGCCUGCUCUACGGGCACGAGAACAAGGUGUCCUGCGUCCAGGUCUCGCCAGAUGGCACCGCUCUAUCCACCGGAAGUUGGGACUACACCAUUCGCGUGUGGGCCUAAGCCAACUAAAACCAAGUAUUGUUUGGCGGCAUUUUGUCCAGGACAAAUGCUUCCUCGCUUUGUUUCCCCAUCUAGUCUCUGAUUGUUUUGUUUGUUUUUUUUUUUUUUUUGAGGUGCAUCUCUAGGAUAGUUAACUUACGGAUUUGGUAAUCCCUCAAAUGUGUACAUAUGUCUCAUAUCGGGAUUUAUAGUCUAUGUCUUGGUUAUCGCAGUGUUAUGCUUAUUAAAAACUGCUGUACUAUAGUGAAUUCAAAUAUAUAUACAUAUAAAUGUGAACACCAGGUCUGUGUAUCUAAUAACGUGUAACCAUUAUGCGACUAGUUGUAAGUUCUGUUCGAAAUAAAUGUUGAGCGAUUGAUAAA
This is a messenger RNA of Drosophila ficusphila, 1590 nucleotides long. It is a transcript of the gene Gbeta5, whose product is annotated as guanine nucleotide-binding protein subunit beta-5. Lineage: Eukaryota; Metazoa; Arthropoda; Insecta; Diptera; Drosophilidae. The record is from RefSeq and is a predicted model, not a curated record. Gene Ontology annotation, cellular component: cytoplasm; heterotrimeric G-protein complex. Bases 152 to 1228 code for a protein of 358 amino acids. The transcript has a single exon. Gene Ontology annotation, molecular function: signaling receptor complex adaptor activity; protein binding. Gene Ontology annotation, biological process: G protein-coupled dopamine receptor signaling pathway; G protein-coupled receptor signaling pathway.